Messenger RNA from Alternaria metachromatica, 1623 nucleotides. RefSeq lists its product as uncharacterized. The coding region runs from base 1 to 1623 and encodes 540 amino acids. Gene Ontology annotation, molecular function: phosphoacetylglucosamine mutase activity; magnesium ion binding. Gene Ontology annotation, biological process: carbohydrate metabolic process; UDP-N-acetylglucosamine biosynthetic process. Lineage: Eukaryota; Fungi; Ascomycota; Dothideomycetes; Pleosporales; Pleosporaceae. The record is from RefSeq and is a predicted model, not a curated record. The transcript has 5 exons.
AUGACCGACCCCAUCGCCGACGCUGCGCAAAAGCACCCUGCGCCCGAGGGCCUCAAGUACACGUACGGAACUGCUGGUUUCCGAACAAAAGCUGAUGUCCUAGAUUCCGUCCUCACUCGCGUUGGUCUCAUUGCGGCGCUGCGGUCGCGGGCGCUCAAGGGCAAAUGGAUUGGUGUCAUGAUCACCGCUUCGCACAACCCUCCUCAGGACAAUGGCGUGAAGCUCGUGGAACCAAUGGGCAACAUGCUGCAAGAGGAGUGGGAGGUCAUCAGCACCGAGAUGGCGAACAAGACCACCCCCGAAGACGUCUCGAAAUACUACCGCGAAAUCGCCGCCCAGAAUAAGAUCGACCUCAGCAUACCGGCACGCGUCGUCGUAGCUCGCGACACAAGAGCUUCGGGUUCAAGGCUUCUCGGAUGCCUCGUUGAUGGUUUGAACAGCGCCGGUGCUGAAGUCAAGGACUACGGCUUUCUUACCACGCCACAACUACACUACAUGGUUAGGUGCUUGAACACCGAAGGUACUAAGGAUGCUUACGGCACACCUACCGAGAAGGGCUACUAUGAGAAGUUUGGUGCGGCGUUCAAGACUGCGCUGCGUGGAAAGAAGCCUUCUGGUAGCCUGACAGUCGACGGUGCCAAUGGUGUUGGUGGACCGAAGCUGAACGAGCUCAUCAAGUACCUCCCCACCAAGGAAGAAGGCGGUCUUGAGAUCUCCGUCAUCAACGACAACGUUAUCAAGCCCGAGAGCCUGAACGUCGACUGCGGUGCAGACUAUGUCAAGACCAAUCAGCGAGCGCCUCCUUCAUCCAAGGCUGGACCCGGCGACCGAUGCUGCUCUCUCGACGGUGACGCUGAUCGUGUAGUAUACUACUUCAAAGACGAGAAAAACGUGUUCCGACUACUCGACGGUGACCGCAUCGCGACUCUCGUAGCUUCCUUCCUCGGCGACACCGUCCGUCAAAGUGGACUGGCAGACAAGCUCAAGAUCGGAGUUGUGCAAACCGCCUACGCCAACGGCGCCGCCACAAAGUACGUCGAAGACAACCUCAAGCUCAAGGUCGACUGCACACCCACCGGCGUAAAGUACCUGCACCACGCAGCCGAAAAGCUCGACAUUGGCGUCUACUUCGAAGCCAACGGCCACGGCACCGUCAUCUUCUCCCACGACACUCUCGACACCAUCGAGAAGCACGAGCCCCGCAACCCCGGCGAGAAGGAAGCCCUCGACGUCCUGCGCGCCUGCAUCAACCUCAUCAACCAGUCCGUCGGCGACGCCCUCUCCGACUUCCUCCUCGUCGAAGUCGUCCUCGCACACAAGCACUGGGGCUGCCAAGAGUGGCUCUCUACAUACAGCGACCUGCCUAACCGCCUUCUCAAAGUGCUUGUUAACGACCGCACCAUCUUCAAGACCACAGAUGCCGAGCGCAAACUCACCAGCCCUGAGGGUCUCCAGUCGCAAAUCGACAAGGAAGUGCAGAAAGUGCGCCAAGGUCGUUCGUUUGCGAGGGCGUCUGGUACGGAAGACGCCGUUCGUGUGUAUGCUGAAGCUGAGACGAGGGCGGAGGCUGAUGACUUGGCGAGGAAGGUUAGUGAGCUUGUGAAGGCUGCGGGUAGCAACUAG